Molecule: messenger RNA, 4198 nt
Organism: Schistosoma rodhaini
Lineage: Eukaryota; Metazoa; Platyhelminthes; Trematoda; Strigeidida; Schistosomatidae
Source: the annotation of a GenBank genome assembly
GGCAACAAGAAGCGAUUGCGAAAUAUUAAUUGAUUUAUAAAAGCUCGUGACGAAGAGAUUUAAGAAGCUGUUUCCAAUGUGUUUCGGUAGAAAUGUUGAAGCGGUUUAUUGCAUUAAAGUUCAGCGCUUGUUUCUAUGACUGCGUUACGUUAUGUCCGAUGCCGAAGUUUAUGAUUCACUUGAGAAAGAUAUUCAGAAGGAAAUAUCAGACAAACUGUCUGUUGCAAAAGAAUGGGGAAGUAAGCUUUCUGUGGUAUUCCUGAACCACUGUCGUAGGUUAUAUUUUUUCAAAAGCCGUGAAGUCAAGUGAGGAAGCGGUUAAAAGACUUAGUGAUCGAAUAGAUUUAACCGAAAUCAAAUCAGUUGUGAGUGAUGUGACAGCUUCUGUUAAACAGGUGAGAUUUUCUCAAAGCCCAUAUUUACAUCGUUCCUAUUUUUUGUACGUAUGUUUCCGAAUAAAUAUUCACUAGCACUUAUCAAUAAAAGUGCUUUAUUGGAUGUAAAUGUCUGGUUUUUGUCUUUCCAAUGCCCAGUUGAAUUUUUAACGCAGUAAGAUUUAUGUCUGACAUAUCUGUAUCAAAGGUAAAACGAGUUUGUUCCCCGAGUUACAGUCUGAAAUCUCAACAGUAUGAUGAGACUCCAGGGAAUCGUGUUUCUCACUUGGAUUACGGUAACCUGAACAAAAUUUCCGAACGACAUAUUCAAGUGAAGAAAACCAGUCCUCUGAAUUAUGUCAUUAUGCUCCAUUACAAACUCAGUGAGGAUGCAUGUCGGUUAUCGUAUUUUCUUUUGUUAAGUAAGUGUAGCCCAGACCAUUCAACAGUGCGGAGGACUCUUAUUCUUCUUAAUUGCAAUUCUAUUAAUUUAUUCUAUUGAAUGUAAUCAAUUAAAUGUUCGUCAGAUCCUUCAGGACUUAAUGUUUGUGGUGAUUGAACAACAGAUUGCAUUGCCAUAAGGCUUCCAGACUCUCAUUAUCAAUUAAUCGGUUUAACUUAAAAAAGAUAUAUCAGGAAUGUUACUAGGCUUUACUCCUUGUCUGUAUUGAUGUCAUCAAGUCUCGAAAAGCGUUUGGUUGGUUUUUGAUCAAUAUUACCUUCAGCCAGAUAUUCAUUCGCUUCAAACUCAAAACUAAACUGAUCACAGUCCGACGAAUUCAACUUUUAUUAAACCAAUUCAAUGUGUGGAUGGUUUGCACUUUCUUUGUUCUCAUAGAUCAUGCUCUCCUCACUAAGUGUUCCUCCUAUCUGGGUAGUUAUCUUGCGACAUAACUUACGUUCACUAAUUCCCUUUCACAUUCAACUUGUAUUUUUAUCCUACCAUAUUUCCCCUUCAGUUCUACCAAGUCUGACGCAUGAUUCAUUUAUAAACGAAUCAGUCUUCUUCUUAAACAAUCGAAUAAAGUCAACUUUGCUGCUGUGCUUAAUAUCACUGCUGGUUUUAAAAACAUGACAAAGGACUAAACGGUAUUUUCUAUGAUACGGAAGAGUUACUUUCGAAUUCGAUUCCAGUUACAUUCAUCAUCCGGAAACGUUUUGGAUGCAACUCAUCGAAGUUUGUUCAUCUUGCAGAUAGCAUUUUAAGGAAGACCAAUCUCUAAAAUCAUGAAGUAUCAGCUUCGGCUUAUCAUAUAUUUGAGUCUAACACUUCUUCAUCUCUUUAGUGCCUACAUCUUAUUGUUUUUUUUGUCUGCAAUUAAAUAAAAUGGUGGUUCUAUGUGACCCAUUGUCGUGUGAGUACCAAAUUGUUGCUCCAUUUGACUCGGCCAUAAGAUGGUAUAAAAUCAACAAUUUUGCUUCAGGUACUCACCGUGAUCUUAAAGCCGCGUUACUCGCCUGUUUCUUUCAAAAUAAUGAUUAUGGUAGAUAACAGUAUAUACAAGUAUAGUCAAAACGGUGGCAACUAUUUAGCCUACUUCUUCCCAAUCAGGAUUUCGUUGAUGAUAAUCUUAUUGUGUUUCAUAUAACUUUAAAAGGGUGGUUUAUGUCAAGGUAGAAUAGAAUAAAACGCUUACGUUAAUAUUUUAAAUUUUGAAUCCUAGAAGACAGCAGUUCAUCGAUUCAAAGAAAAUUUGUGAUAAAGGAAGUAAGGGAGUCACAUACACAGAUUAAGGGUUGAGUGAGUUAACGUCCCGUAAAGUACCUUUCAUGACUCAUCAUUUUCUCUUCAUUUUUUUCCUCAUAACGUCAGGUCAAGUCAACUUUGAAUUGCUCUACACAUAUUUUCUGUCCACCUAAUUUCCCUUGCAUAAACACAUUUGUGCUUAAAAAGACCAAAGUGUUAUUCUCAUCUAUUCCUACAAAGAUUUAUUAACUCAUGCACGAUUGAAAUUCUGCAAGUGUUUUUCGUGUAAGCACAAAUAUGCGGACGAUGAUCAGUAACGAUAGUUUGUUUGUGUUCUCUUUUUUUAUCAACGAUUGCUAAGCUAGACCAUUAAGAAUCACGGCUUAGUGACUUGAGUUUUUAGAUUAAUAAGAUGUAUGGAUCCAACGCUAAUCAAUAUAUCCAGUGCAAUGAUGCAACGCAACCAAGCGACGACGACUCACGAGACUAAGUUGUUGAUGGGAGCAUACAAAUAAACAAAUAUCAGAAAAUAAGACAUGCCCAGUAGAAGAGACUUUCUUUUAUUUAAUGAGGUCCCACUCAUACGUGAAUUUGAAAAAGCUCAAGCUGACUUUGCUGUAGAAUCUCAAAAUAAGAAUGAAGAAGCAAUUCGUUUUCGUUCAUCAUCUCAAUCUGAAUUUCCACCAUGGCAUCCCGAUAUAUGCGGAUUAAGUGAUUCUGAUGCAUUGUCUUCACUGAAAGAACAAAUUUUAGCUUUAAGUCAAAAUCCAAAUAACUUUCUUAUUUCUCCUCCUGAAGAAGCUCAACUUAAAUGGACAUCACCAAUACCUGACAAUUUAUUACGUGAAGCUCAAAUCCUUUUAAAAGAAGAUCCUAAUUUAGGUUCUAUAAGGUAUCGACUUGUCCCUAGCAAAAUAAGUGAAGAGAUAUUUUGGAGGAAUUAUUUCUAUCGUUUAUCCUUAAUACAACAAUCUGCUAGCCUCUCUGUUGUUAUGGACAAUACUCAUCAACCAAGCAUCAGUAAUAAUGGUGGUAUUACAAAUGAUAACAAUGUAUCUGACACUGAUUUUGUAUGCAUUGAACAAAAUCCUAUUUGGUCUAAAAUGAAUACAAAUCUUAAAGAAAAAGAAAAAUCAAAAGAAAAUCAAAAAUCAAAUAAUUCUUCUAUGAAAUCAAAAAUAACAUCAGACAAAUCUUUAAAAACUUCAUCAUCUAAAGAGAAAUCUAAAAUGAAUUCAACAAACACUACAAAAUCUUCACCAACUUCUAUAUUAAACAAUUCACAAAAUAACGAUAGUUCUUCUCAUAUUUCUUCUACUAAAACAUUGGAAGAACAAUUAGAAGAAGAGAUCGCCCGUGAAGUUGAUGAACUUGUCUUAACUAAAUCAGAGAAUAAUUCCAUUCAUCCAAAUAAUAAUAACAAUAAUGAUGAUAUAUCUAUGACAGAUGAAAUUGAUGAAGAAUUAGAACUGGAAAUAUUAGCUGAAUUAGAAGGUGGUGAUAAUGUUAUCGAUCAUUCUGCUCAUUGUAAUGAUAAUGUCAAAGAAGUUAAUCCUUAAUAAUAGAUGUUGUACAAGUGGGGAAAUCAUGUUAAAUGAAAACAUUAAAAAGUUGAAAAAAAUUAAUCGAAAACACACUUUGAUUCCCUUUUUAAUGUUAUUGAACAUUUAAAAUACAAUGAGAAGUUUUUCUUUCUUUUGUAUAAACAAAAAGCAGCUAACCGUAAUUAUCUUUGAUAUAUAUACGUUAUUGUUUCUUUUUUUGCAAGUAAUUUGCCCCCCCUUUUUGGCAAAUUAAAUGAAACAUUGGUCAUCUGAUUAUCAUUGAUAACGAUGAUAAUGUUGCCUGGGUGUGUGUGUGCGUGUGUGAUUGCAUUGUGUUUGUUUUUCCUCUUAAUUUGUUCAUUGUGUGCGUAUGUGAUGUAUUCACCACUUUCCUUUUCACUCUUUUUUUGUUCACAUAUCAAUUAGUGAUCACUAUGUUAUCAUUUCGCUUGUUUAUUUGAUUUUUUCUUCUCCCUCAAAUCACCUUUUUUUUUUUAAACAUAUAGUCGUUAAUUCUUAAAAUGUUUUCAACUGUAUUGGAAGGUUUAAUUAUUAUUUGUCUUCAUUAAUGAUGUAAUAAAGUUGCUUUACGU